This is a messenger RNA of Notothenia coriiceps (black rockcod), 2560 nucleotides long. Its product is annotated as coiled-coil domain-containing protein 171. The transcript has 17 exons. The coding region runs from base 1 to 2325 and encodes 774 amino acids. The record is from RefSeq and is a predicted model, not a curated record. NCBI's taxonomy places the organism in Eukaryota, Metazoa, Chordata, Actinopteri, Perciformes, Nototheniidae.
AUGACGUUGGGACGCUCAAAAUGGCGAGAAGAAGGAGGAGAUUGGGAGGAGAAGAGGAGGAGGAGAGUCCAUCAGCUGGAGAAGGAGAAGCUGGAGCUGACCAGCAAACACAACCAGGAGGUGUGUGGGCUGCAGGCAGAGCUGACCCGUCUCAGGUGCUCUGUGGAGGGGGGGGAGGCUCAGAGAGAAGAGCUGCAGUACCAGAUCACUGUGAGCCAGAGGGAAUCAACCCGGGACAAACACACGCUCACAGAGCUCCAGGUGACGGUGGCAGAGUUGCAGAAAUCUCUCGACAUCACGCGGCGCUGCAGGGAAGAGGACCAGCAUGCAUUGCAGCAGGAAGUGGAGGAGCGAGACAAACUGAUCCACACCUUGAGCUCGGAGAACCAACGACUGCACCAACUGCUACAGGAUCAGGAGGAGGCGCUGGAGGAGGCGCAGAGAGAGAGAGAGAAAGAGGAGGAGGAGAGGAGACGAGAACACAGCAAACUGAAAUACCUGGAGGAGAAGGAGGAGAGGAGCAGGAGGGAGAAGGAGGUGUUGGAUCAGAGAGUAAAGACUCUGGAGGCGAACAUGGAGCGUCUUCUCGCCGGCUGCGUCCUGCUCCGUCAGCCCCAAAGCAUGCUGGGUAAUUUCACCUGGCAGGAGCUGUGUGAUGUCAUCAACGAGCAGGUGGGUCAAGUGACCUCCGACCUGCGGGAGGCCAACGACACGGUGAGCCGCUCUCAGCUCUCCUCCCUCCGUCACCACGCCUCCUCCAUGACCUCCGACCUCUCUCUCCUGCGGGGGGAGGCGUCCUGCUUCCUGUGGGCGUGCGUCCUGCUGGGGGGGGCGCUCACACACACACACCUCCGCCUGCAGCAGGUGUGUGUGCAGAAGAGGGUGGUGUGCAGACGGCUGCAGGAGAGGGAGGGGCUGGAGGGCGAGGUGAGGAGCCUGCUGGGAGCUCUGGGAAAGGAGGAGGAGGAGGAGGAAGGGAGGAAGAGGAAGAUGGCGGUGAGGAGGUGGAGGAAGAGUGUGUGUGUGGUGAUGGCGGUGAGGAGGUGGUGUUUGAUCAGUAAACACACAGCUGUGGUGUUCAGGCUGCAGAAGGGAGGAGGCUGCAGCGCUACGGAAACACAGGAGGGUCAAAUCACUCCCACCUCAGAUGCUGAUGGAGGUGUAUGUGCUCGCUGGCUGCGCUCCAAACGUCUCUCCUCCGUCAUCCUGUCCUCCAUGGCCGACCUGCAGGGGGCGCUGACACACUCUGGCUCCUCCCCUCCAGAUGUGACGCCAUUGGCUCGUUCCGCUUUGUCCCGCCUCCUGGAUCACCUUCUCGACCAAUCAGAGGCAAAGUCCGGUCUGUCUGGCUCCGGAUUGGACGAGGACUCGCUGAGCGGCCGUUUGAGGGGCGGGCUCAACAGAGUGACGCCUCCACAGCCCGACAGCAAGGCGCUGGUGUCGACCCUGCAGCAGCACUUCCUGGUUUUUAGCCAACGGCUGCACUCGGCUGAGGUGGAGAGGCGGGGCUUAAGGCUGGAGGUAGCCAAUCUGAAGACAGGACUGAGGCAGGAGAGAGAGGAGAGCUGCAAGACGGUCCCGGAGCAGCAGUUCCACAGUGUUUGUGUGGAGCUUCGUCAGGCGCUGAGCAGAGAGCAGGAAGUCCAGACGCUCCUACAGGAACAAACCGACGCUCAACACACACUCGGCCAAACCGCUCAGUCUCUGUGUGACGCUCGGCAGGAGGUGACCAGGAAGGACCGCUCGCUGAGGAUUCUGGGUAAACACCUGUCGGGGGUGCAGAGGGAGAGGAAACACCUGGAGGAAGAGCUUAGCGACACACACAGACAUAGAGAUUGUCUGAUCAGCAACAUGAAGGCUGCGGAGACAAGUUACAAGCAGGUCAGGGAGAGUCUCGUCCAAUCACGUGGCGGCCUGUUAGCUAAGCCCCGCCCCCUGCCGGCAGUUAAGGAGCACCUGAGUGGAGCAGGGUGCAUCAUGGGAGCUCCGGAGUUGGCAGCGUGUCAGACUCUCCUCUCUUCCGCCUCUCAGCUGUUUCUCGCCUGCUGCUCACGGAUUGGCUGGCUGGAACAGGAAGUCUCUGCCCACAUCAGUCACGUGACCGCGCUGCGUGGCGAGCUGCAGGAAGUCUGUCUCCGUGACAACCUGGCCUUCAUACCUGUGGAGGGUUUUCCCGAAGCGUUCCCAUUGGCUGACGUGGAGACCUGGCAAGCUGUUCCUCUCUCUGAUUGGUCGAAUGAGCUGCCAGUCAGUUUAAACCCCGCCCCUUUCUCUCCUCUCUCCAAAGAAGUGAAGAAGAAGAGAGGAGGAAGGAAACAGAUUUAAAAUGUUUUUUGACAGAAAAUGAAAACUAGAAGAAGAUAUUUAGGAAUAUUUCUAGAUUUAAAUGUUUUUAAAGAUGUUUAAAUAUUCUGACAAUCUUUAUGCUGCUUUUUUUAUUUAAGUGUUCAUCUCCAACAGCUGGUUGGUGACAAAUGACUGAAGGCCAUAUGGUCGCCUGUGCGUGUGCGUGUGUGUGUGUGUGUGUGUGUGUGUGUGUGUGUGUGUGUGUGUGUGUGUG